Cataglyphis hispanica is the source of this 5536-nucleotide messenger RNA. It is a transcript of the gene Err, whose product is annotated as steroid hormone receptor ERR2. NCBI's taxonomy places the organism in Eukaryota, Metazoa, Arthropoda, Insecta, Hymenoptera, Formicidae. Bases 175 to 1674 code for a protein of 499 amino acids. Gene Ontology annotation, biological process: regulation of DNA-templated transcription. Gene Ontology annotation, molecular function: zinc ion binding; steroid binding; nuclear steroid receptor activity. Gene Ontology annotation, cellular component: nucleus. The record is from RefSeq and is a predicted model, not a curated record. The transcript is spliced from 9 exons.
AUCCUCAAUGCACGUCUACGGACUUUAUAUUAGAUUUUCAUUAAGGAAAUAUCACCGCGUUAUUUAAUAUUUUUGAACAGAACCAUCGUGUCCUGAGCCACCGAUAGAGACCGUCGCUAUUCAACUUUGUGCGUUUGACUCGUUUCGCGCACGUUCGAUGGCACCACGCGCUCGAUGCUGCUGCCCCCGCAAAGUUCGCUCGGAGUUUUCUACCGCUGGUGGUCCAUAAAAUCGGCCAUUACAUCAACAUUUUUGUCGUGCAACGAGCAGCUACCAGCAGUUCGCGAUGGGAAAAUUGCGACCGACCUGGUGAACCAUUUCUCUCCCCCUUCCCUGGCAUUGGUCUGUAUGAUGUCUGACGCUACCACGGAAAGCAUGAUCGGCAAUAAUAGGACGAUGCCUAACAUCAAGCAGGAAAUCGAUAACCCAACGACGCCCACGCAAAAUUAUCAAGUAUGCUCGCCAACCACGACUCUCCAACAUCAGGAGUCAAUAUGCACUAAGUUGGAUAUUCCGCCGGAUUAUGGUGGUAGCAGCGGUAGCCCUGAAAGUCCAGAAAUGCAUCAUUGUUCCUCGACAACGCAGCCUUUAGGUACUCCGGAGGACGGUAUUAAGGAAGAGGACAUGAUACCCAGGAGACUCUGUCUUGUUUGCGGUGACAUCGCGAGCGGUUUUCACUACGGGGUCGCUUCAUGCGAAGCAUGCAAGGCUUUCUUCAAGAGGACUAUACAAGCCAGUAAUUUUACAGGAAACAUCGAGUACACUUGUCCGGCGAACGGCGAGUGCGAGAUAAACAAACGGAGACGAAAAGCGUGCCAGGCGUGUAGAUUUCAGAAAUGUUUGCGGCAAGGAAUGCUGAAGGAAGGCGUGCGAUUGGAUCGCGUUAGAGGCGGUCGACAAAAGUACAGAAGAUCCGCGGAUCCUUACACGCCGGUCAAGAGCGCUACGCUAGAGGCUAACGUAACGUCGGGAGGUCCUACCGAAACGAUAAAUAAUAAGUUGGUCGAAGCCUUGGCAGCUUGUGAACCAGACAUGCUUCAAGUAUCCAACAUCCCCAGCACACAGGAGACAGACCAGAAGGUUCUCGGACAAUUGUCAGAUCUUUACGAUCGAGAAUUGGUUGGCAUAAUCGGUUGGGCCAAGCAGAUUCCAGGUUUUAGCAGCUUAGCAUUAAACGAUCAAAUGCGACUUCUGCAGAGUACUUGGGCUGAAAUAUUAACUUUCACUCUAGCGUGGAGAAGCACGCCGAAUAGUGGCAGAUUGAGGUUUGCGCAAGAUUUUACAUUAGACGAAAGGAUUGCGCGCGAAUGCCAUUGUAUGGAGCUCUACACACAUUGUAUUCAAAUUGUCGAGAGGAUUCAGCGAUUGGGUUUAACGCGGGAAGAAUACUACGUGCUGAAAGCAUUGAUCUUAGCGAAUAGCGAUGCUAGAUCGGACGAGCCGCAGGCGCUUUACCGUUUUCGUGAUUCUAUCUUGAAUUCUCUGUCGGACUGUGUGGCGGCGGUGAGACCGGGUCAGGCCCUCCGCGCUACGCAGAAUAUGUUCCUAGUGUUACCCAGUCUCAGGCAGGCUGACGGGAUUGUCAGACGAUUCUGGUCCAGUGUGUAUAGAACGGGCAAAGUACCGAUGAACAAACUGUUUGAGGAGAUGCUCGAGAACGUUUGCAACCGAUGAAACACGUUUUGCAAAUUCGAUAACUUGAUUAUUCAUCGCCUGUUCACGCGUUGUUUACCAAAAGUUGGCGAUAUUCUUCAUCAUUAUCGUGAUUAUUAUUAACAUUGUCCAUCGUUAUCGAAUAUGAGAGUGUUUUGGUGUCAAUAUUAAUGAGUGAUAGUGCGUGGAAAAAACGGAGUUAUCAGUUUUUCUAUGAUAAUCUUUAUUUUCUAAUGGACUCACGAAUCUUUAUUCUUUUCUUUUGCGAACAGAAAGAACGUUGAAAGUGGAGGUUUGGCUAAUGUCUUCGGCGAUUAUCGCGAAUCGUGAAUCGUUUUACGAUGGUAGGCGCAUAGUCUUUGUUUGUAAUAUCCAAACUUACCUUUUUACGAGUACCCCAUUUACAGGUACAAAAAGAAAGAAAGAAAGAUGUAACUUUUAUGUCGGAACAUUCAGUACAAGAUGCGAGAAGACUUUUUUUUUUCAAAGUACUCAUCUUAGAAUAGACGUAUGCGGAAACCAGUGAUCGACUUUAUGGGAAUAUCAAACAUAGUGUUUCCGUUUGAUUUCAUGAUUGCAACACCGAACCGUGAAAAUCGGAUAAGCUGUAGAUAACUCUGGGCGUUUAAUAUAUUGUACUAAUGAUAUCAUUAGUAUUCGUGUGAGAAUACUUUAAGAAUCAACAAUCAAAAUUAUUGUUAUUGAACGGCAUUUUCUCUUGAUUUUGCUAUUUUUUUGAUCAUUGUUACUUUUUUUCAUUCAAUUCUUGUAGUCCGGCGGAGGGAGCGGAGGAAAUUACAAUCCUCUUCUUGCGUCUUUGUCAUACGAUGUACAUUGCUUUGUUUACGUUAGCACUUGUAAUUAUAAUAGCUUAAAUGUGAAAAAUAAUUGAGUAAUAUUAAUCAAUAUGUUUGUGAUAGCUGUAUUAUAUAACAUCCAUAGUUAUAGCGAUGUAGAAAUACAUACAUCUUUGUACAUUAUAUCUUAGACUACAUCUUUGUACAAUAUAUAAACGAGAUCGAAAUUAAUCAAGUAUGAAAAAAUGCGAGCGGAAGAAAGAUAAUGAUAAAAUGACCGAAUUGUUCUCCCAAAUCAGAAACAUACCGCUUUUAAGCAGUUCGGAAUUUUUAUCAGAAAUGUAUCUUAAAGAGAGAUUGGCCAGAUUAUUGCCAUAUUACCGCGAUUUUGUAAGCGGUCGAAAUGUUUAUCCGGUUGUUCAAAAAUGUGUCCGUGCCACACAAAAAAAGAGAAAAAAAUAUAAUUAUUGCUAAUAUAAUUAUAUUAAUAUUAUUUUUACUAUCAUAUAUUAUUAUUAUUACGAUCAUUAUUAUAUUAAUAUGCGAUUAAUAUUAUUAUCACUAUUAUUUUAUUAGAUAUUCAGGGAUCUUUAUAUAUUAUCUAGUUAUUACUAAUUAUAUUAAAUUGUUAUAAAAAACAGCGAAUAUAUUUAUGUGCAUAAUAUCAAUUUUGGAUUAACGUCGCGCAAUCAUAACGUUACAUAUGUUCUUCGCGAAGAGAUUUUUAAGAGAGGAAUGAGAGCCAUAUAUGAGAAAAUGAGUAAGUUUUAUGGAGCUUUAUAUGUGACAACUCUUGAUCGCGAAGUUAUCACGGUUUAUCUAUAUUCCAAAAUGCCGUUUACUAUCAUUUAUUCUAUCAGUUGUGUUUGUAAAAAAAAGUUGUUUAAGUUAAAACUAAAAAUUAAAAGUUGAACUACAAAAAGGCAUCUGUUCAAAUUAAAUUUUUAUUUAUUUUUCACUCUAUUAAUGAUUUAUAAUUUUUUUAGGAUUAAAAUUAGAUAGUGAUAUAUCUCAAAUUGAAAUUCAUUGAUGAUUUCUCAUACGAAUGAAAAACCGUGUAAACUUCGUAUUUACAUCGCGAAAUUAUCAUAGACAUAGAGUGCAAUAAAAGCGAGAUAUGUGCAGUUCAUCUGUCUUCUUAACAACAAGAUAACGUCAAUCCUUUGCUUUUCUUUGAUAGAACGUCACGCCAUUGUUCUAUCUUCCGUUCAGAAUUUACAAGCGUCUUUCUUUUUGUUUUGUCUGAAACUCCUCUCACACUCGAAUGGAAAAUUGCGAUAUUUUUGCGUUCUCUCUUCAUGUCGACGAUUUUUUUCAAAAUUAUUUUGUAUCUUUUAUACUAAAUUCUGCAAACUAAACUAUGAUCUUACUUUUGUCAUGACAAAACGACAAGUUGUCCCGAUCAAUUACCAGCAAUUACGCAACUUUUGCUGUUCGAUAUGUAUCGCAAAUCAACCCUUCCCUCUCCCAAUCGCGCUAGUGCGAUCUUAAAGACGUGAUAUGUAUUAGAGCAAAUAUUUUCACAUACAUCUCCAUCAAAGAAAGAAAAAAAAAUGCGUUAGAUAUUUUUAUGCAACUGAUUUUCACUGUGUACCGUUGAAUUAUGAGGUUUCAUACUUUUUCGAGCAUUUUCUUUGUAUAUACAUAUGUAAUCACAUCGAUUCGCCGUGGCGGUAGAAUCGUAGUCUCAGGGUUGCGAACAAGCAAACACAAUACAAAAACCUAGACACAUACAAAUAAUUAAGCGCGUGUGUGCGAGUAUAUUUGUCAAAUAUAUUAUAUAAUAGUAGUAAUAACGAUAGAUUUAAUAAGAGGGAAAGAAUAGUAUGUUGAAAAAAGCGGUAUAUUGUGUAAUUAUGUAAAAGUUCGCGAAGAGACGGCAACUAUUUGUUACACGGAAAUGAAAAAAACAACAAAUACAGAAGAGAAAGAGAGAUAGAAUGAAAGAAAUGAUAAAAAAAUUAUAAUCAUUAUACUAACAUUAGUGGGACGAUUAAGCUUUAAUUCUCGCAGUAGGAGAGAGAUGUGCUUUUAAAUCAUCAAACUUCGUAAAGAUCACGUUCUCCAUCGUACACUCAAAAACGACAUUCAAAAUUUCCAGUUUCUUUUGGAUUAGAUUGAGAUUGAGAUUUGUUAUCAUCAAGAUCUCGUAUUAGAGAAUGGUUAAGGCUACAUAUAUAAUUUAUCGUUAUGUAUAAAAAAGUUUACUUGAAAAAUGUGGCGAAAAUUUUUUCGUGAAGAAACUUUGUGAUGUGAUAUGGGGUUCUCUCUUUUUCCGAUAUCCUCAGAUGAGAAUAUGAUAAUCGUUAGCAUUUAUAUAACGUAAUUAUAUAACUUUUGUUUGACGAUACACGAGGUUUAUUCUUGCUCUUUUAAUUUACUCCACGAGAACGUAUCUAAAAUUAUAUUUUAUUUUAUGUAUAAACAUAUAUUUACGAAAUAUGAUGAGAAACAUUGGGCUGACAUUUUUUAUGUAAAAUAUUUUUGUCACACGCGAACUGUUUGCAAUAUGGAUUUGAAUCGUUAUAUUGUGGUCUCUUUAAGUUCUUUAAUUAAUAGUAUUAUAAUAAUUAUAAUAUUAAUGAAAUAUUAUAAUAUUAAAAAAUUAUUAAAUUUUUUUGUUCAGUCUCGUGUCUUAAAUAAAUCGUCGUUUUACUGCCUCAAGUCCAUUGAUGUAAAUCGCAUCUGUAAGAAAAGAGAGAGAGAGAGAGAGAUGCUACGCUUUUACGAUGAUUAUAAAUAUGUAUGUAAUUACUUUGUAAUUUUAUGUGACUUUGUAGAUUCUCGCUAAAUAUAAUUUUUAUAUAUGUGCGCGUUACAAAUGCGAAGAGCCGUAACUUGGUGUACCUACAAAACUGGUGAGAUUGAAGAGAUACUAGUAGCAUCAGUGUUGUCGAUGCGACAAUGGAAAGCAGCGCAUCGCGGAAUUUCGUGAUUAAGAUAGUUUGUAUGAGAGAAAGAGAAUGCGUCUGUACAUGUGUGUUGUGUGUAUGCGUGUGUAUGUGCUUCAUUAAGAUGACGAUAUUUACAACGAGAUACAGAAAAUAAAUUGACAAAAGAUACGUUGUACGGAACUACCUCGGUAA